AUGCUCAAAGUAGGCUCUGCAUAUGAAGUCCGUAGAUUCGAAUCAUGCAUUGACCAAGACACAGCUUUCGAACUCGCGACUGUAGAGACGCUUGAGCAAUUGAACGUUCACUUAGGCGUCAUUCCAGUGAAGGUGGAACCGAAUCCGGCAUGCAGGUUUCUUUUUGUUCACUCGCUAGGCCAAAAUUCCCGAGAAUGUCUAGAUACGACUCGGGAAAUGUUGUUGCUCGCGUUCUAUUUUCUCCAAGUCAACCCUGAAUUUCUGGACUUCUUGGUCCUGUUUGGCCAUCAAGAACAAGCAACCGACCUUUACUUCAGUGCCUUUCGGCAAAGUUCUCGCCUACUUAGGCGAGAACAAGGUCUGGAGAUACCUGAAUGGUCUUGGUCGGGCUUCGAGCUGCAACUCUGUUACGGCCUGAAAUCGGUAGAAUCUUCCACCAGUCAGAAACUCUCGUCCUGGUCAAUUCGUCACUAUGUAGUACACCAUACAUUCGACAUAGUAUUUAUUAGAGCCAAUUGGAUCCUGAUCAAAGGCAAUAAAGAUAUAGAGCAUCGAAUUCGCACUGCCACACAUGCCAGUGAGUCCAACUUACAAGAUACAUUCGACCACCUGAAUAGCGCUUUUGUUGCGGCACUCGACGUGCAUUUGCUUCUCUGCGACUGGUCAGCGGCAAAUUGGCGACUAUAUAUCAAGUUCUUGGAGAACGAACUCGACCGCCUGACCCAAGGAGUCAUCACGAAAAAUGCAGACAUACCUGUCAAACCCAAAGUAGGUAACGACAUUAUCGCUGCGCUGACCCGCAGAGACACGCAAGUCUCUCUGAAUUCUCAAAGAAACAGACCAUACAAUACCAAUGGCUUCUCUUCCUUCCCCUCAAAAAAGACGUUCACAACUCUAACUGGCAAAAAACAGCCCUUGCCACCAGGGAUGAAGGUGACAGCUUCGGACCGGCCAGAAAAAGACGUUCGCCAGAAUAGUUGGGGCCAGCAAGAAUUUUCGUUCUCUGACAUUCAAGACGUUCAUCACCUGGAGGAAAAGGCGAACGAGACGAUUGCUGUGCUGAAGCUCAAUCUCAAUGUCAUGACACAAUUGAAAGAAUACUAUUUAGACGUUUUCAGCAAUUCGUCCGUCCAUGCAAGUCUCAAAUCGCUCAAAGAACACUGCACGCACGACCUGGACCAUUUCAGAAGCCGAAUCGAGCAGACACAAAGCGACAUCAAGCUCCAUAUCCUAAGAGUGCAAGCGCUCUCACGCAAGAUAGUCGAUCGCAAGGCUCUACUCUCUGCUCUUCUUGAAUUCGAAAAUACUCAGGUCAACAAGCUGCUCGCCUUGCACACAAAGAGGGCUAACGAGAACAUGUUGGACAUGACAAGGGACAUGAAUCAACUUGCGCGCAAAACGAAAACAGAAACCGUAUCGAUGAAGAUCAUCACGCUCGUGGCACUGAUUUUCUUACCAGGAACCUUCGUCUCGACCAUCAUGAGCACCGAUAUAGUCCACUGGAACAAUAACAAGCGCGAGUACCAGAGUGGGGCUUUGAAUGCAUAUGUAUACACAACGUUGCCCAUCACGAGCAUUGUGGUGCUCAUAUGGGGGGUAUGGCAGUGGAUAGAGCUGAAAACUGACAGGAAACACCAAAAACAAUACGACGUGCGUCUCAACGAGCCAGAUACUUGA
Molecule: messenger RNA, 1677 nt
Organism: Bacidia gigantensis
Lineage: Eukaryota; Fungi; Ascomycota; Lecanoromycetes; Lecanorales; Ramalinaceae
Exons: 5
Coding region: 1-1677 (558 amino acids)
Source: RefSeq, a predicted model, not a curated record